GCACAUGUGUGCGGGGGGGACGAGGAAGAGAGGACCAUCGAUGUUGGUUGUGGACACACGCAGGGCGGCUCGAGGUUUCUUAAAAGCUUAGUUAGUCUGACCAGCGCUCACCUCGCUUCCCCACCAUCAUCAUCUCAAAUCCUCGUGCCUAAGUCAGAGAUUCACCGUUCCUCCGUCCCUCGGCUUCUCACGAGACACCUAUCUACCCUCACACCUUCUCACAACAUGGCGCCUGCUCUAGACUCGUCUGCUUCGCAGCAGUUCAAGGAAAAUCUUACUCUUGUGGCCACGCACGAGAAGAAGUUGGAGCUGAAGAGGUCCGCUUGCCCCAAGCCCGGCCCAGGUCAAGCCCUUGUGCACGUGCGAGCAACGGGUGUAUGCGGGUCAGACGUGCACUUUUGGCAACAUGCUGGUCUAGGACCUUGGAAGAUUACCGAUUGCACAGCUUUGGGUCACGAGUCGGGUGGAGAAGUUGUCGCUGUGGGCGAAGGUGUGACCAACGUGUCCGUGGGGGACAGAGUGGCCAUCGAGCCUGGAGUUCCGUGCGGAAAGGCCACUUGCAAUUUUUGCUUGACUGGCCAGUACAAUCUCUGCCCUACGGUCGAUUUCUACAGCGUUCCUCCCAAAGAUGGAACGCUGACGCGAUACCACGUUCAUCCUGCCGGAUGGUUGCACAAGGUGCCCAAGAGCAUGAAGUGGGCCGAGAUUGCUCUGCUCGAACCUCUCAGCGUCUGCCUCAGCGCUACUCUACGCGCCGAACUAAAGCUGGGUCAACCGGUGCUCAUCACCGGAGCUGGUCCCAUCGGAGUGGUGCAGCUCUUGUGCGCAAAAGCUUCAGGUUGCUCCCCCAUCGUCAUCACAGAUUUGUCCUCUGAGCGUCUAGACUUUGCCAAGAAGCUCGUACCUUCGGUAAACACGUAUCAAGUGGACACCAAAAAGGACGCCAAGACUGCUGCUAGAGAGAUCGUGGACGUCUUUACCAACGCUGCCGAUAUGGGCGUUCAAGUGAUGCCAGAAGUGACGAUGGAGUGCACAGGUGUAGAGUCUUCCAUCCACACUGCAGCCUACGCAACCCAAUCAGCAGGCCUGGUCUUCAUCGUUGGGGUAGGCAAAGAUUUCAUCCAGGUUCCCUUUAUGGAACUCUCCGUUCGACAAAUCACAGUCUCUCAUCUGUUCAGAUACUCCAACACUUGGCCUAGAGCCAUCAGGCUCGUCGCUGGUGGCGUCAUCGACCUCUUGCCCAUCGUCACCAAGACUUUCCCAUUGGAGCAGGCAGACGAGGCUGUGAGGCACUCUGCGGACAGGACCAAGUUCUCUGUCAAGACGCUCAUUGUGGAUGGAGAGGAAUAAGGUGCCAAGCGCCCAGCGCGUCGAACAAUACACUUCCAAGGUCAACGCUUCACUUUCGUCCGCUGUCGUCUCGUCCCAAUGUCCACGCUCCGAUCACCUUCAAAGUUCAUGCUGCCGACUCGUGCCGCUUUCACGUGCAGUGAUCAGUCAAGCCGCGUGUGCAGACGUGCGUACCGAUUAUGAAGUGUUUCCAUU
Ceraceosorus guamensis is the source of this 1545-nucleotide messenger RNA. Its product is annotated as GroES-like protein. Gene Ontology annotation, molecular function: zinc ion binding; L-iditol 2-dehydrogenase (NAD+) activity. The record is from RefSeq and is a predicted model, not a curated record. Bases 226 to 1350 code for a protein of 374 amino acids. The transcript has 2 exons. NCBI's taxonomy places the organism in Eukaryota, Fungi, Basidiomycota, Exobasidiomycetes, Ceraceosorales, Ceraceosoraceae. Gene Ontology annotation, biological process: D-sorbitol catabolic process.